ACUUCUCCAGGCGAAGGGAAGCGGUCCCGCCUCCGUUUACAAGCAAGCGAGGGAAAGCGAAGCAGCUCCCGCGAAACGGAUCAUCAUGCCCAAACUUACCUUUAGCGAGACAAGGGAGGUCGGAGAGCAGUUUAUACGGUUCCUGCAGGAUUCUGGCAACCAGCGAAUGAACAGCAAGGUUGCCUUGAAAGCACUCUACAACCAGGAGUUCCGGUAUCGAGAUAAUAUAAAAAGACCCAACUUUUCCAAUGUGCUCUAUGUGCUGAGGAUGUCAAACCGUGCUUUUGUCUAUGGUGAUCAUGUGAAUAUUUUUCAGGUGAAGAGGAAACUAAAGCUUAUUGAUCAGUAUUGGAAACCAAAAGCUGAUGCUGGAGCUGAAGACGACUCUACCCAAGAUAAAAACACAUGUAAUAAUCCACUUCCCCCUGGAGCACGUGUUAAGCGCAGAUCAAAAUUUGUGGCCAGUAAGAAUGACGUGAGCAUUAUUUCAGAGCAUGAUGAACCAAAUGGUAAAAUCCGAGUCAACAUUUCUCCAGACCAGCGUGUGACUAUUAAAAUUGAGGUGAAGAACUCUGGAAAAAAUGAAAUUAUGCUGGAAAGCUACAAACUGAGGAAACGUUGUGAAUUCCCCUUUGUAGUAUCUAAACAAUCUUUCCCUGUGAAACUGCCACCAGGAUCAGUCCAUGCAAUCAUAAUCAUGUGUCAGGUACCGGACUAUGGCUUCUUUGAAGUUACCAUGGAGUUUGAUUUCACCAGUGAACAGACUGGGAAAUUCAGCAUUGGACGUUUUGUGCAGGCUGAUGCCAAGACUGAGUUAGCACAACAACUUGGUCCCUCAGAACCUUAUCAGCCUUAUCAAGUCAAACUACACAAACCACAGUUCAGAUCUAUAGAAGAUGGCGUUCGACCAAACAACACUUUGUCCACUGAAUUGGAGCAGAAACCUUUGGAUCAGUACAAAUACCCAAGCGAUCUGAAGGAUUUGAUUGAAUGCUUGAAGGAAGGUGAUGAUGGCACCAAUGACAAGAUUGCCCAUCUACUGAGCAGUCUGGAAGCCCCCUUGCAAUUUGACAAUUAUUCUGAGAAGUUUUGUCUGCUUCUUCACUUGGAAGAGAUCCAAAUGGAGGUGGACAUCCAUCGAUACGAUAUGCAGAAUGUUAGCAUGGUUAGAGACAAAUACAAUAAGAAACUUCUUGUUCUGAAGGCACCUGGUGUGGCAGAGAACCGGCCUUCAGUGUUGAGAGGUGACCAUCUGUUUGUGAACUUGGUUGAAGGGCAACCAAAAUACCAAGGUCCCUUCUAUAAAGGUUAUGUCCAUGCUGUGGAGUGGGACCAAGUCAAGCUGGGGUUUUCUGACAAAUUACUAAAUAAGUUUGUUGAUAACAUGAAGUUUGAUGUGGAAUUUACUUUCAAUCGUCUGCCCUUACGCCUUCAGCAUCGGGCUGUUACUCUUGCCCAGAAGCAGCAACUGUCCCAUCUGCUCUUUCCAUGCUUCUCUUACAAGGAAUCACUCUUGUCUACUAAUGAGGAACUCCGCUUGUAUAAUUCUAACCUGAGCAAGAAUGCGGAGCAAAAGGAAGCUGUCCGGCAGGUGGUGGCAGGAACUUCCAGACCAGCCCCAUAUCUUAUAUUUGGGCCUCCAGGUACUGGCAAGACAGUCACUAUGGUGGAGGCCAUUAAGCAGGUUCUGCAAUGCAUUGAAGGUGCCCAUGUGCUUGCUUGUGCUCCUUCCAACAGUGCCUCAGAUCUGCUCUGCCAGCACCUCAUGAAACAUUUGAAUAGUAGGAACAUCUACAGGAUGAAUGCUAGCAGUAGGGGUUACCAUACAAUCCCUGAGGAUAUCAAGCCUGUGUGUAACUGGGAUAAGGAACAGAAUUGCCCUAUAUUUCCAAGAAAGGUAAAACUGCAAAGCUACCAGGUCAUUAUCACCACGCUAGUGACAGCGGGAAGAUUGGCUUCAGCUGAGUUCCCUCAGGGACAUUUUUCUCAUGUCUUUAUUGAUGAGAGCGGCCAUGCUGUGGAACCAGAGAGCUUAAUUGCCAUUUCAGGUAUUCUUGCCAUGAUGGACCCGAAGACAAAUGUCAGUGGAGGUCAGCUGGUUUUAGCAGGGGAUCCUCAGCAACUGGGACCGAUUUUGAGAUCUCCUCUGGCUAUUGAACAUGGCUUGGGGCUUUCUUUGCUGGAACGGCUGAUGCGGCACAACCCAUUAUACCAAAAGACGAAUGAGAAAUACAACCCACAAUUUGUCACUAUGCUGCUGCGCAAUUACAGGUCUCAUGAAGCCAUCCUCGAAUUCUCCAAUAAAAAAUUCUAUGAUGGUAAGCUCCUGAAGUGUGGUGAUGAACUAAUUACUCAUUCCUACUGUGAUUGGAAAGAACUGCCCAAGCCGAAAUUUCCCAUCAUCUUCCAUGGGGUCUGUGGUGAAGACAAGCGAGAAGCGAGGAGCCCUUCAUUUUUUAAUACUGCUGAGAUUGAUGUGUUGAUAUAUUAUCUCAAGAAACUUCUUCUGGAAAAUCAGGGCAAAAAAGGACAAACUAAAAUUCCUCCCAAAGAGAUUGGUGUCAUCUCUCCAUACAGAAAGCAGGUAGAGAAGAUAAGACAGGCCAUAAAUAUAGAAUUAAAGUCCCUGAUGAAUAUCAAGGAUCUAAAGGUGGGCUCUGUGGAGGAAUUCCAGGGUCAGGAGCGGCGUGUGGUGCUCAUUUCAACAGUACGCAGCAGCAGCCAUUACUUCGGAAUAGAUGAAGAGUUCAACCUUGGUUUCCUCAAUAAUCCCAAGCGUCUGAAUGUGUCCCUUACAAGAGCUAAGGCACUCUUGAUCAUUGUAGGCAACCCAAUUACACUAAGCAAGGAUCCAUACUGGAAUGAGUUUCUUGAAUACUGCAAAGCCAACAAAGCUUGGGCAGGAUAUAAACACACUGGAGUAGAGGAUGAGUUGCCAAUAGAAGAGUUAAUUUCUCUCAACAUAAAUGAUCAGCCAGCAGAUAACUGCUUACAAGACAGUUACAUCCAGCAGCAAGUGGAGCCACAAUGGAGAUACGAACAUUGAGAAUAGUGCUGUCUUAAACGUGAUUGGGUGAACUCUGCAUUCUUGAACAUUUCUGCAGAACUGACAGAGCAGACAAGUAGCCAAAUUUUAUUUGAUCUCCAUACUAUUUCUCAGGAGGAAAUAUCAGAGUUCCCAAAAUUCUGCGUUUAAAAAAUUAAUAAUGCAAUAGAAAUUCAUAUGUGGUUACAAUAAUGAUUUAAUUAAGCAGGCAUUAAUUUUUAUUCUGUAUUCUUUCAUGAGUGCCUGCACAUUUGCAAUGCUGAGAACAAGUGCAAUAUGGGCACAUGUAGGGUAGGGCUGAGAAAUGGCAAUUGAAAGAUUUUUGAUAUUUCAAAGAAUGAUUAGAUUUCAGUAUCAAGUAGAGAUUAUGAAAAACUUUGGGGAAGGGAUAGGAUGUGGAAAUGAGAAACGUAUCAAACCUUCUUGUUUUCACGACUAUCAGAUUUUAUCAUCUUUUUGUACUAAAUUUAAUAAAAUGUAUAAGACUUAAUUAAAUGCAUCAUGAUUCUGUAU
This is a messenger RNA of Protobothrops mucrosquamatus (brown spotted pit viper), 3559 nucleotides long. It is a transcript of the gene MOV10, whose product is annotated as Mov10 RISC complex RNA helicase. The record is from RefSeq and is a predicted model, not a curated record. Gene Ontology annotation, molecular function: 5'-3' RNA helicase activity; ATP hydrolysis activity; RNA binding. The transcript has 22 exons. NCBI's taxonomy places the organism in Eukaryota, Metazoa, Chordata, Lepidosauria, Squamata, Viperidae. The coding region runs from base 86 to 3046 and encodes 986 amino acids.